This is a messenger RNA of Acomys russatus (golden spiny mouse), 1174 nucleotides long. RefSeq names its product RAB6B, member RAS oncogene family (gene Rab6b). The record is from RefSeq and is a predicted model, not a curated record. Lineage: Eukaryota; Metazoa; Chordata; Mammalia; Rodentia; Muridae. Bases 314 to 940 code for a protein of 208 amino acids. Gene Ontology annotation, molecular function: GTP binding; GTPase activity. The transcript has 8 exons.
GCGUCCCGCUCCGCCCGUGCCUCGCUACCCGCGCCAAACCUAGGGCGUCCACAGCGCGCCGGUAGCCCGAGCAGUCAGCGCCACCCUCGGCUGUGCUGCGCACCCUGCCUCCUCCCUUUACGCCGUCGCCGCCGUCGGACACGCAGCCGCAGGCCGGGGCCGGGCAGCAGCUGGGGAGUCAGGGGCGCGCGCAGCCAGCCCUUCCCCCUCCGGCUCCCGCACCGCCCGCCGCCUCCCCUCGCCCUCCUCUUCUCCCCUCCCUGCUCCUUCGCCGCUUCCUCCUCCUCCUCUCCCGGCCCCAGCUGCCAGCACCAUGUCCGCAGGGGGAGAUUUUGGAAACCCGCUGCGAAAAUUCAAGUUGGUGUUCCUAGGGGAGCAGAGCGUUGGGAAGACGUCCCUGAUCACGAGGUUCAUGUACGACAGCUUUGACAAUACGUACCAGGCCACCAUCGGGAUUGACUUCUUGUCGAAAACCAUGUACUUGGAAGACCGUACGGUUCGACUGCAGCUCUGGGACACUGCUGGGCAAGAGAGGUUCCGCAGCCUAAUCCCCAGCUACAUCCGGGACUCCACGGUGGCUGUGGUGGUGUAUGACAUCACUAAUCUCAACUCCUUCCAACAGACUUCUAAGUGGAUUGAUGACGUCAGGACAGAGAGGGGCAGCGACGUGAUCAUUAUGCUUGUGGGCAACAAGACGGAUCUGGCUGACAAGAGGCAGAUAACCAUCGAGGAAGGUGAACAGCGGGCCAAAGAACUGAGUGUGAUGUUCAUCGAGACCAGCGCGAAGACAGGCUACAACGUGAAGCAGCUCUUCCGACGUGUGGCAUCGGCUCUGCCCGGCAUGGAGAAUGUCCAGGAGAAGAGCAAAGAAGGGAUGAUUGACAUCAAGCUGGACAAGCCCCAGGAGCCCCCGGCCAGCGAGGGCGGCUGCUCCUGCUAAUGCAGAGCCCACUGGGCUCCCUCAACACUACUCACUUGUUUUGCCUCCUGUCAGUUAGCUUCCUAACGGGGUGGGAAAUGAGUUUUAUCAAGACGGGAGGAUCUUUCUUUUCUCUCUCUCUCUCUCUAGGAGUAGGGUGGGAUAUGGGGAGGGAGGCUGGGCAUCAGGGACCACGUCACUCUUAACAGCUGUUACCUAAACAACUAUUUUUUGGUUUGGUUGUAAUAUAUUGUA